AUGUCAAACCAAAGACCGACCUACAAUCCGGGAGGCAGCGGCGGGCCCCAGCAGUUCGGGACUGGUCCUCCUGGACAGCAGCAGACCCCUUCUCAAGGGCAAUUUCCCACUGGAGCCCGUACCGUACUUCCUCAAGUUCCCCUCGGACAUCAAAUGGUGGCACAGCAGCAGGUCCAGCAGCCUCAUAAUCAAGCUCAGCAAGUCCAACUCUGGCAAGGCCAACAAGGACAACAACCGGGCUAUCAACAACCCGUCAACAACAACGCCUUUCUUCAGCCAGGCUAUGCUGGCAAUCCGGCACAUUAUCCAUAUCAGUAUGGUCCGCAACAACCUAUGCCCCAAAACCAACUUCAACAGCACCAGCUUCAACAGCACCAGAUUCAACAGCAGCUGAUUCAGCAGCUUCCACAACAGCAGCUUCCACAACAGCAGCUUCCACAACAGCAGCUUCCACAACAGCAGCUUCCACAACAGCAGCUUCCACAACAGCAGCAGCAGCAACAACAGCAUCGACAGUUUCAACAACUGCAACAGAAUCCACAACAGCCCGAGCCAGCCCGUAACCCAAUGGAUAUGAUCCCCCAGAACGUCCAGAAUAUCCUUGACGGUGGCCCACACGGCGGCCCGAUCGUUCUGAACUUCAACAUCUACCAGCCCACCAUCUACCAGCCCUUCCAGUCGGCGUUCCAAGGGGGCCGAGGGCAGAACCAGAGCCAGCAACAACAACAACAACAACAACAACAACAACAACAACAACAACAACAGCAGCCCCAGGACACAAGAGUCCAGAACCAGAACCACAACAAUCACCAGAGCCUGCCAAGUGGAAUCCCAAUGCAACAUCCCAUCCCGCAAAGAGCUCCUCCUCCUGCUGCUCCUGCUCAACCUGCUCAACCUGCCCCUGCCCCUGCCCCUGCUCAGCCCUACCCUCAGAGCGUUCCUCCUCCUCAGGUUCCUCAAGUCAGAUACGCUCUUCAAGCUCUCGAGCAGUCCGCCACUGCUGCUGCUUCUGCUGCUUCUGCUGCUGCUGCUUCUGCUUCUGCUAAACCUGCCCCUACCCCUGCCCCUUCCCCUUCCCCUUCCCCUUCCCUUGCCUCUGACCCUCCUCCGCCCUACUCUCAGCUCCAGUCAAACCACCAUGCGAUUGCAAAUUCAAGUGCAAAUACAAAUACAAGUGCAACCCAUCAUGGUCUUCCUUCUGCUGCCCCCCAGGCCCAAAUCAACAACAAUAACAACAACAACAACAACAACCAGCGCCCCUUAACCCCCCAGUCCCAGCCCCAGACCCCCCCGUCCCAGCCCCAGACCCUCCAAGCCCGUCGUCAGCAUAAAAUACAAGUACGCCGUAUCCAUUCGCAACAGCACCUUCCCCCGUCCGAGUCUGCGCAGUCUGCGCAGUCCGAGCCCGGGCAUUCCCAGCCGCAACCCCAACCCCAACCCCAACCCCAACCGCGACUACUACAAUACCACCGUAUGCAAUCAGAACAGCACCUUCGAGCACUUCCCAGCCCAAGGUCUGGGUCCCGCGGAGCAUCAGCAUUGGCAUCACCCAGGGCCAUCAACGCCAGUUCCUCUCAUCGAACUCCAACCCCUCAAUCUCCACGCACUCAAGCUCCAACCCCUCAAGACAUUGAGGACAAGGAGGGAGAUAAGGAGGGCAAGGAGGAGGUUAAGUCGGAGGAGUCGGAGUGA
Molecule: messenger RNA, 1692 nt
Organism: Neurospora tetraspora
Lineage: Eukaryota; Fungi; Ascomycota; Sordariomycetes; Sordariales; Sordariaceae
Exons: 1
Coding region: 1-1692 (563 amino acids)
Source: RefSeq, a predicted model, not a curated record